Messenger RNA from Lycium barbarum (goji berry), 1729 nucleotides. Its product is annotated as 26S proteasome regulatory subunit 6A homolog. Gene Ontology annotation, cellular component: proteasome regulatory particle, base subcomplex. Gene Ontology annotation, biological process: proteasome-mediated ubiquitin-dependent protein catabolic process. Gene Ontology annotation, molecular function: proteasome-activating activity; ATP hydrolysis activity; ATP binding. Lineage: Eukaryota; Viridiplantae; Streptophyta; Magnoliopsida; Solanales; Solanaceae. The transcript is spliced from 9 exons. The record is from RefSeq and is a predicted model, not a curated record. Bases 100 to 1371 code for a protein of 423 amino acids.
GGCAACAAAAAGAAGAGAGAAUAUAAAGCUUUGUGAUUACACAGAUCGACUCCAUCAUUCCAAUUUCUACCCAAAUUCCCAUACGAACCUCUCUCAAUAAUGGCAACACCGAUGGCCGAAGAUAGCAACUUCGAAGAUGACCAACUUCAUGCUAUGUCCACUGAAGAUAUUAUUAGGGCUUCACGCCUUCUUGACAACAAAAUUCGUAUCAUAAAGGAAGAGCUACAGAGAACCAAUCUUGAGUUGGAUUCAUUCAAGGAGAAGAUAAAGGAGAAUCAAGAGAAAAUUAAGCUCAAUAAGCAACUUCCCUACUUGGUUGGCAACAUUGUUGAGAUUUUGGAAAUGAAUCCGGAGGAAGAAGCUGAGGAGGAUGGUGCAAAUAUUGAUCUCGACUCGCAAAGGAAGGGCAAGUGUGUUGUACUGAAAACAUCCACGCGUCAGACAAUUUUCUUGCCUGUUGUUGGUCUUGUUGAUCCUGACAACUUGAAGCCUGGUGAUCUGGUUGGAGUAAACAAAGACAGUUAUUUGAUAUUGGAUACCUUGCCAUCUGAAUAUGAUUCCCGGGUAAAGGCAAUGGAAGUUGAUGAAAAGCCAACUGAAGACUACAAUGAUAUUGGGGGCUUGGAAAAACAGAUUCAAGAACUUGUCGAGGCAAUUGUUCUUCCUAUGACGCACCAAGAACGGUUCCAGAAGUUAGGCGUUCGUCCUCCAAAGGGAGUCCUUUUGUAUGGGCCUCCUGGGACUGGGAAAACCCUGAUGGCCAGAGCCUGUGCUGCACAAACAAAUGCUACUUUUCUUAAGCUAGCUGGACCUCAGCUUGUGCAGAUGUUCAUUGGAGAUGGAGCAAAACUUGUUCGUGAUGCUUUCCAACUGGCAAAAGAGAAAUCACCUUGCAUAAUUUUCAUUGAUGAGAUUGAUGCUAUAGGCACAAAGCGUUUUGAUAGUGAGGUUAGUGGGGAUCGAGAGGUCCAAAGAACUAUGUUGGAGUUACUUAAUCAGCUUGAUGGUUUUAGCAGCGAUGAUCGGAUUAAGGUGAUAGCCGCAACAAACAGAGCUGAUAUUUUGGAUCCUGCUUUGAUGCGAUCUGGUAGAUUGGAUCGGAAAAUUGAGUUCCCCCACCCCACAGAGGAAGCCAGGGCUCGGAUCUUGCAGAUCCAUUCCAGAAAAAUGAAUGUUAACCCAGAUGUCAACUUUGAAGAAUUAGCUCGAUCAACAGAUGAUUUUAAUGGGGCACAAUUGAAAGCUGUAUGUGUUGAGGCAGGCAUGCUAGCACUCCGUCGUGAUGCCACUGAGGUAACACAUGAAGACUUCAAUGAAGGUAUCAUUCAAGUUCAAGCCAAGAAGAAAGCCAGCUUGAACUACUACGCCUAAACUAAUUUGAGGUGCCACGGCGAGCAGCUUUUAGCUUUCAAAGUUGACAUGGCUACUGCAUGCUACCCCCCCCCCCCCCCCCCGGCCAAAAAGAACCUUCCAGUACCCCUUUUUCUUUCUGGCACAGGAGGGAGGGUAGGGAUAGAAUCUUUGCACAUUAGCCUUUGUGCAACACUUGUUGAUUGUUGAUAUCAAAAUGGUCUGCUGGUGUGUUGAUCUCUUCUUGAAUUUGUUCUUUUUAUACUUUCAUGCUGUAUAACUUAAUGACCUAUAUCGGCAAUUGAGACUUCUUGUUAAUUGGAAUUUAUCUUUAGUUUUGGACAAUAGCUACCCAAUAUAAGAUCUGCUAUUUGAUCGA